AUGAACCUCGCUCGACACUCCAUCACCCCCACCAAGCCGGUCCUCAUCCUAGACGCUAGGUUCGAUGCCGACUGCGCCAUAUUCACCGUCUCCACCCCGGCCGGCUUUGCCGUGUACCAGUCCCACCCGCUGAGGCUGCUCCGGACGCGAGAGAUCACCGGAGGCACGCUGACCACCGUCCUACCUUGCCAUACCUCGUCGCUGCUGUUCCUCGUCGGGGGAGGGCGCAGUCCGCGGUACCCUCCGAACAAGGUCGUCUUCUGGGACGAUGCGCUGGGCAAGGAGGUAGCCGAACUCGAAUUCCGCGAGCGAGUGCGCGGCCUGGCGUGCAGGCGCGGAUGGCUCGCCGUCGCUCUCAGGCGGCGCGUGGUCGUCUUUCAGCUCGGCGCGAGCGUGUCGCGGUACGGAGAAUGGGAUACAUCGGAUAAUCCCAGAGGGCUCUUGACGCUGGCGACCGGCGCGUACGCCACGCUCCUGGCUAUACCGGGUAAACAGCUCGGCCACGUCCACCUCGUCCACCUACCCCCGUGCGCCCCUCCGACGCCCGUGGGCCCUCCGUCCGCCCCGCCACCCAAGCCUCCGCCGCCGCUACGCGGCGAUCCCGUCCCGAUCAUCGCCGCCCACACCUCGGCGCUGAACACGUUGACGUCCUCGCCCUCCGGCAGGCUGCUCGCCACGACGUCGGAGCGCGGCACCCUCGUUCGCGUCUGGGAUGCGCACACGGGCAAGCUCGCGCGGGAAUUCCGGCGGGGGAGCGACAAGGCGGUGAUCUACGGCGUUGCGUUCCGGCCCGACGAGGCUGAGCUAUGCGUCUGGAGCGAUAAGGGCACCGUGCACGUUUUCGCGCUGGUUUCAUCAGGUCCAGGCCCGUCGAAUCGCCAAUCGACGUUCUCGCCCUUGACGCCCUUCCUGCCGCUGCCCAAGUACUUCGACUCGGAGUGGUCGUACGCGCAGUAUCGGAUACCCGCGCAGUCGGCGCAUAUCUCUUUAUCGGCGCCUGGACCGAGGCCGUCCACGGAGGACGUGGUCGACGAGGAGCGCUGCGUGGUCGGCUGGAUCGAGGCUCCUAGAGAAGACGAGCGCAAGGGCGAAUUUCAGCUGAUCGUUCUUACAUACUCCGGGGGAUGGUAUCGACUAUCGUUGCCGAAGUCUGGGACGUCGGGAUCCGGUGCGCAUAAUCAGCAGCGGCACCCAACCUCGCCGAUGUCGAGCUCUCCCCCGAGCGUGAAGAAUUUCCCUGGUGUCAGGUCGCGUGCGCGCUCCAGCAGCGGGUCCUCGGCUCGGGGUCGCGACAAGGGCAAGGAGCGGGAGCAUGAAGGUCGCGAUUGCACCUUGCAGGAGUUCCGCCGCUUCGGACGCUGGGAUGGUUGGGGCUGA
Molecule: messenger RNA, 1377 nt
Organism: Punctularia strigosozonata HHB-11173 SS5
Lineage: Eukaryota; Fungi; Basidiomycota; Agaricomycetes; Corticiales; Punctulariaceae
Exons: 4
Coding region: 1-1377 (458 amino acids)
Biological process (GO): protein localization to phagophore assembly site; autophagy of mitochondrion; nucleophagy
Cellular component (GO): cytosol; extrinsic component of membrane; phagophore assembly site membrane
Molecular function (GO): protein binding; phosphatidylinositol-3,5-bisphosphate binding; phosphatidylinositol-3-phosphate binding
Source: RefSeq, a predicted model, not a curated record